Messenger RNA from Didymella exigua CBS 183.55, 2196 nucleotides. Its product is annotated as splicing factor, CC1-like protein. The coding region runs from base 1 to 2196 and encodes 731 amino acids. Lineage: Eukaryota; Fungi; Ascomycota; Dothideomycetes; Pleosporales; Didymellaceae. Gene Ontology annotation, molecular function: RNA binding. The transcript is spliced from 8 exons. Gene Ontology annotation, cellular component: nucleus. Gene Ontology annotation, biological process: mRNA processing. The record is from RefSeq and is a predicted model, not a curated record.
AUGACUUCAGGCGCUAUGGAUGUGGAUGCGCUCCUCGAGGAGGCUGCCCGCGACGUCGAAAAAACCCGCGAGCAGCACGCUAAUGACGAGGCCCGCGACUCAGAUUCGCGCAGGGAUGACCGACACAGCGACCGCCGGGACCGCCACGGUGACCGCCGCGACCGCAGCCGGGAUCGUGGUGACCGCCGAGGUGAUAGACGCCGAAGCCGCGACCGCGAUCACCGCCGACGAGAUGACAGCCGGCCUCGCUCGAGCAGAGGUGACGGUGACGACAAACCUCGACGAAGCAGCUCCCGUGAUAGAUUCCGCGGAGGACGAAGGGACCGAGGCGGUGACUAUUACAGCGGUGGAGGACGCGCUCGUUCGCGCUCCCCGCGUGGUGACAGGCCCCGCCGUGAACGGGAAAGAUCUGGUGAACGCCGCACUGGUGAUGAGCGCAAAGGAGCCCGCCGUGAGAAGACUGCCACCCCCGAAGCUACAGAAGACGAUCGUGAUAAGCGCACUAUCUUCGUGCAGCAGAUUUCCCAGCGUGCAGAGACACGCCACCUCCGCUCGUUUUUCGAAGCUGUCGGACCCGUCGUCGAGGCGCAGAUUGUAAAGGACCGAGUCACUGGUCGCUCAAAGGGCGUUGGCUAUGUUGAGUUCAAGGAGGAAGAGUCUGUUGCCAAGGCUCUGGAGCUGACUGGACAGAAGCUGAAAGGUGUCCCCAUUAUUGCGCAGCUCACAGAAGCUGAGAAGAACCGCGCUGCCCGACCAUCUGAGGGAGGUGCUGCGCCAGGCGCCAACGGCGCUCCUUUCCACCGUCUCUACGUUGGCAACAUUCACUUCAGCGUCACCGAAAAGGACUUGCAAGAGAUCUUUGAGCCCUAUGGUGAGCUUGAGCAGGUCAUCCUCCAGCGUGACGAGAUGAACCCCGGCAGAUCGAAGGGCUACGGCUUCGUUCAAUUUGUUGACCCAAGUAAUGCUAAAGACGCACUAGCAGAAAUGAACGGUUUUGAGCUCGCUGGCCGCCAAAUUCGAGUCGGUCUCGGCAACGACAAGUUUACACCAGAGUCGACAGCCACUUUGCUGCGAACCUUCAACCAGCAGGCGCAAAGCUAUCAGGGCUCUGCGUUCAGCGGUGCUGGUGGCCGUGGCGCAUACGCUGGUGGAUCUGGUGGUGUCUUCGAUCGCACCCACAGCAAGGAUGACCGCGGUGUCAGCGGCGCUUCCGCUCUUGACGACACCGACGUUGCAGGAGUCAACUUCAAGACUUACGAUCGUUCCAAGCUAAUGGACGCGCUAGCCCGUCGUGAUCCGGCGGAGCCCGCCAAGCAAGGUGCUGCACCCGUUGUCAGCAAGCCUCGCGCCCCCGUUGUCGACAAGCCUAUGGCUUCGAAGUGCAUCAAGAUCGAGAAUGCUUUCGACGCUGACGAGGAGCAGAAGAAUUGGGGCAACAGCUGGGUCAAGGACCUCGAAAGCGAAGUCAAGAUCGAGUGUGAUAAGAAGUACGGCAAGGUCGUCCACAUCGCUGUCGACCCGAACACAGAAGGCGAUAUCUACGUCAAGUUCGACUCAGUCUCUGGUGGUGAGAAAGCUUUGCAGGGUCUUAACGGUCGCAGUUUCAACCACCGCACGAUUAUGGCCUCAUUCAGCGGCAUCCUCGACACUGAAGGCGGUGGGUCCUUGAAGAGAAGGUUCGCGACUACAAAUAGGACGGAUGAGUCAUUUCACGCGUUCUAUAGUGAUCACCUACGUGCUACCCUGCAUUCCAGGAACAUAAAUGCCGUUGCCAACCAGGGCGAAUUCUCCGGCCGCGUUGAGCCCAGCGAGCCCCUUAUGGCUGGCAGAGUCCUCCCUGCCGAUACAGCGCCCAAGGAAUCUGCGUCCACACCAAACCCGGACAUCAACAAUCAGAGGACUUUCACCAGCGCCUCAUCAACAUUGGUCGGCGCCGAUUCGGGCUCCGUAGAAAGGGGUCUCGGUCGCCCAGGCCAGGUUCAGUCGAGCUGUGAGCUCCACGACAACUCAACGCUCAGCGGUGGAAGUGGUGGUUUUGCUGCACUGACGGAGGACCAUGGCCAGGGCAACGUUGCGGAUCUCAAGGAUGAUGCCACACAUACUGAGCAGAAGAAAUUGAACGAGCCUGGAGCGGGCACAUGGAGUAAUACUGGGGGCCUUGCAGGGCAGGUGAGAGAGCUUGAGCAGGCUGGGUAA